Microthlaspi erraticum is the source of this 324-nucleotide messenger RNA. Lineage: Eukaryota; Viridiplantae; Streptophyta; Magnoliopsida; Brassicales; Brassicaceae. The record is from the annotation of a GenBank genome assembly.
AUGGAAAAUAUAAGGCUUGGUGGGAGGAGAUCAGAGGCAACUGUAUACGAGAUGUGCUCAAAAUAUUACUUGAUUGAGCUGUGGGCAUUGGCGUAUCACAGGACAAUUUAUCCAGUUCCACAUGUGUCUACUUGGGAUGUUCCUGAGGAGAUUCAAAAAUUGUUCGCCUUACCUUUUGAUUACGACAAAACCAAAGGAAGAAAUCAAGAAGAACGGUUUCCUGGGACCGGAGAAAGUCGCAAGAAGAAGAAGAAGACGAGUAACAAGCCCCAACUUGACAAAAACUUGGGUAAGUGGUUCCAGCCUGUGCGCAGUGAUACAUGA